AUGAUCAAGGAGUACGUUAAGUUCAAGGAUUCUGUGUUCACAAUGGACAGAUGGAUCAAUUCACCAUCUGGCAAGCUCAAGAUCUAUCUCUUCAAUGUGACAAAUGCAGAGGAACUUCUCAGUGGUCGCGAUGAGAAAGUGCAUCUAGAGCAGAUCGGUCCCAUAACAUACAAAAUCAAUAGCCACAAUUAUAUAAUCAAUCGAACCAAGGACAGUUUGACGUAUCGCAAGGAUCCCUAUCGCAAUUUCAAUUUCAUGCCAUUCGAAAGCAUUUCCCCGGACAUUCUCAACAAUACAAUUGUUCAGCUUUAUUUAAGAAUAAAUCAGGUUUUCACCGUCAACAUCGGCAUGAAACACGGCAUGGAGAAUUUCUUUCGCAUACAGACUUUCAAGGGAGAGCGCCUCAUAUCGAGUUUCGAUUGGACAUCUGUCAGCGAUGAUUGUGCCAUCAACGUACAAGGAGCAUUUGACAAUUCACUUUUUCCGCCUUUCAUCACAAAGAACACCUCCCUCAAUAUUAUGGCCUUCCAACUAUGUAGAGUUAUCCCACUUCAAUAUCAACGCGAGGAGAUACUCCAUGGCCUCCAUGGCUAUCGUUAUGUGCUUAUGCCGCCCAAGGAGACGAAAUGUUUUUCUAAAGUAUACGGCGAGACGUUGCCCAAGGACAUGUUUGAUAUAUCCAAUUGUGUGCGCAUGCCUUGGCUUGAAAAAGUUCCAACUGCCUUCUCGGCACCACACUUUUAUGGCAGCAGCUAUAAUUGGUCGGAGCAUUUCGAGGGCCUCAAUCCCAAUGCUGAAGAGCAUGAACCUUUCAUCUUGCUUGAACCCACGACUGGUGUAAAGAUCAAUGAGAGGAUUCGUUUUCAGUCGAACACCAUCUUGCCCGAUCUAAGAAAUAUGUAUAAUGGAUUGCAAAGGCUCAGCAAUAAGAUUGUACCGAAUUUUUGGUAUGAGUUUGAGAUGGAUGAACUGCCAUUUAAUGUACGUUUCAUUAUUUUCCUCAAUGCCUACGCAAUAAAAGAUAUCUUCCAGAAAAUGCUUUUAAUAGGAUAG
Messenger RNA from Drosophila albomicans, 1053 nucleotides. Its product is annotated as platelet glycoprotein 4-like. The coding region runs from base 1 to 1053 and encodes 350 amino acids. Gene Ontology annotation, cellular component: membrane; cytoplasm. NCBI's taxonomy places the organism in Eukaryota, Metazoa, Arthropoda, Insecta, Diptera, Drosophilidae. The record is from RefSeq and is a predicted model, not a curated record. Gene Ontology annotation, molecular function: scavenger receptor activity. The transcript is spliced from 5 exons.